This is a messenger RNA of Cyprinus carpio (common carp), 1894 nucleotides long. RefSeq lists its product as uncharacterized. NCBI's taxonomy places the organism in Eukaryota, Metazoa, Chordata, Actinopteri, Cypriniformes, Cyprinidae. The record is from RefSeq and is a predicted model, not a curated record. The coding region runs from base 808 to 1653 and encodes 281 amino acids. The transcript is spliced from 3 exons.
AAAUUAUAUACAUACAAUUUACAUGCAUACUGUAUAUACAUAAAUUUGAGGUCAGUAACAUUCCCUAAGUUUUUUGGAAGAAGUCUCACCAAGGCUGCAGUAAAAACAGUAAUAUUGUGGCCCAUGACAACCCAACGUAGAUAAAAAUUUAGCACAGUUUCAUAUGGUUUAAUUGGCACUUCAGAUGACUCAACUUACCAGCCUUACCAGGACCAGCCUGAUGUCAAUGUCAGUGUCACUUCCCAAUGAAAGUUAUGUUGAGACACAAGAUCUUCACUGAAUGUUCAGGCAAACUUGCAAUAAUUUCUGAUAUGAUACCUGCUAAAACAUUCUCUUGUAUGUGGGUUUACACUGUGUUUUUCAUCAGUGUGAAAGGUAAGCUAUCUAAAACCUAAUGUUGUUCUGUUGUUAUUUCUUUGUUUUACAUGCAGAAUGAUUUUUGUGGUUAUGGUCACUGGUUGGCUGGCAGCAAACACUGGUGCCGUCAUGCAAACUGUGAAUUGUACUCAAUGCAACAAGGAGAAAUAGAUGUGUCAGUGUUUAUUGUACUGUCCUCUGAAAAUUUAUUGAAAUUCAUGAGUCUUAAUAUAAGGUGGAAGUACAAUUAAUUCAAAGAAAUGUACUUUUUAUUUUUACUUCUUAUGCACUACGGGUCAAAAGUUUGAAAGACAUAGGGUUACAUCUUGUUACUGGUUGAUUCUACAGACAUUCUAGGUCAUAUUCCUGAUGUUUUUUUAGUACUUCAUAUAGCUCAUAUUAAAUCCAAUUUGUAAAUCCAAUGGUAGGAGGGAUGAGUUAAAGACUGUGAUGAAGGGACAAGUUGUCACUCUGCAAACAGGAGCUACUGGCCUAGAGAGAGACGCUGAAGUCAUGUGGCUGUUUGAAAGUGGAGACCAAACUACUCGUAUAGCACAGCUGUAUAAAGGAUCAGUUUUCACUCAUUAUGAACUGAGACUCGUCAACAGACUGAAGCUGGACCGUGAAACUGGAUCACUGACUCUGAUCUGGAACAUCAGCACCAGUGAAUCUGGGCUUUAUGAAGACAUCAUCAGUGGAUUCAUGCCAGACUGGAUCGUUGAGUUUCUGGACCUGCCAUCAGGACUGGAUCAUCGGAACAACACCCAAACAAAUUUUAAAGAUCCAGUUUCUGGACCUGCCAUCAGGACUGGAUCAUCGGUGGCUCACCCAAAUCAAGAACUUUGCUCUGUGCUCUGUUCUGUAAAAAAUGAACAAGGUGUGUCCAUCUCGUGGUAUAAAGGGGGCGAAAUGGUGAACCAGACCAGCAGUCCAGAUCUCAGCAUGAACCUGAGUUUACCAUUAGAGCUCCAUUAUACUGAUCCAGAGGCCUACAGCUGCACAGCUGCAAAUCCACAGAGCAAUAAGACCAUCCAUCUUCACAUCAAAGAGGUCUGCCCACAACAUGAAGAUUGUCCGGAGCAUUGUGGUGUUCUGAUUCGAUUGGUUUUGUCCGGUCUGGUGGGACUUGGCACUGUUGUAUUUCUGGUUGAGCACUUGAUGUUGUGCUCUGCUCUGCUCAAAGAACUCUGUCUGUGUGCUAAAGACAAUGCCAUGAAAGGUUCUAAGGUUAUAGAUAGCACCAAACAAAAUUAUAAAAAUGAAUUUGAUUUCCAAUCUACAGUAUGUGUUCUGUAAGUCUGUUGAGUGCUGGGGGGAUGAAUUAUUUUUUGUUUCUUUAGUUUAUUAUUUAUUUGUUGUAGGCCAAUACCUGGAAAUAAGCAAUUUAGCACUUCUGGUUCCAAUACACAAGAAGGCCCAUAAUUAUGUGGUGUCUUUAUUGAGAGCAGAAGCAGCAAUGAAUGCAAACAACACUGUGGGGGGGUGCAUUUUGAGAAAACAAAAAAUAUUCAGUUUCAUAAAUUAAGUCUGAACCAAA